CCAUGAAGCUGAAAGAGAAAAAAUCGAGGCCAGAGCCACCAAACUAUGGCAGAAUUCAGAGGAAGGGCAUCAGAGUUGUGGGAAAAUGGAAGCAGGUGAAGAUUGACCCAAAUAUGUUUGCAAACGGACAGAUGGAUGACUUGGUGUGCUUUGAGGAACUGACGGAUUAUCAGUUGGUCUCCUCUGGGGAGGGUUCCUCCAGUCUCUUCUCAAAGGAGGAGCCCAAGAAGAGAAAGUCACAAGCUGUUUCAGAAGGAGAGGAGGAAGGAGAGUCUACCUCCUCAAAGAAGAAGAUGAAGUUGAAGAAGAGUAGAGCUGUGGAAACUGAAGGAAGCAGUGCCCAGAAAGUGUUUGAGGGCAAAGAUACUGAGCCAGGGCCCCAGGGAGAUGGCACAGUUUGUCCUGAUCCAGAGGUAGGGGAGAUGGCAUCAGAAAGCCCGGCCCAGAUGGUUCCAAAAAAGAAGAACAAGAAAGGGAAAAAAAAAUCAGAGCCUCCCCAGGGUACUACUCCAAAGGUGCCCAAAAGAGCAAAGACGUGGAUGCCUGAAAUGCGUGAUCACAAGGCAGACGUAUCAGCUUGGAAGGAUCUGUUUGUACCCAAGCCAGUUCUCCGAGGGCUCAGCUUCCUAGGCUUCUCUGCGCCCACACCAGUCCAAGCUCUGACCUUGGCACCUGCCAUUCGUGACAAACUGGACAUCCUUGGGGCUGCUGAGACAGGAAGUGGGAAAACUCUUGCCUUUGCCAUUCCAAUGAUUCAUGCGGUGCUGCAGUGGCAGGUGAAGAAGAAGCCUAUCCCAGCUCUAAGAAACACAGGAGCACCACUUGGGAAGACCAGUAAUGAGGCUGGAGUUGAGACAGGAUCACCAGGCAGGGCUGGAACUGAGUCUGGAGCUUUGCCUGCUGAGAUUGGAAUUGAGGGUGAAGCACUGCCCAGUGAGGCUGGAGCGAAGGCUAGAGCACCACGCAGCCAGGCAAGAGCCAAGAUUGGAGCUACAGUCUCAAACCAGGUGCUGCCCUCCUGUGAUGAUGAUGAUGAUGAUGAUGAUGAUGAUGAUGAUGAUGCCGGUGAAGGACCUUCUUCCCUGAUCAGGGAGACGCCCAUUCCCAAACAGGAUGAAAACAAGGAGGACAAGCUUGAUGAAGAGCAGACUAGAAAGUUCAAACAAGAAUUGGGUGGCAGAAUUGCACAUCCAAGGCGUCCUUUGCUUGGACUGGUUCUGACUCCCACUCGAGAGCUAGCCGUUCAAGUCAAACAACACAUUGAUGCUGUGGCCAAGUUUACAGGCAUUAAAACUGCUAUUUUGGUUGGUGGAAUGUCCACACAGAAACAGCAGAGGAUGCUGAACCGUCAGCCUGAGAUUGUGAUUGCCACUCCAGGCCGGCUGUGGGAGCUAGUUAAAGAAAAGCACCCUCAUUUGAGCAACCUUCGGCAGCUCAGGUGCCUGGUGGUCGAUGAGGCUGACCGCAUGGUUGAGAAAGGCCACUUUGCUGAGCUCUCAAAGCUGCUAGAGAUGCUCAGUGAUUCCCAGUACAACCCAAAGAGACAGACACUUGUUUUUUCGGCCACGCUGACCCUGGUACAUCAAGCUCCUGCUCGAAUCCUUCACAAGAAGCACGCUAAGAAAAUUGACAAAACUGCCAAACUUGACCUCCUCAUGCAGAAGAUUGGCAUGAGGGGCAAGCCCAAGGUCAUCGACCUUACAAGAAAGGAGGCCACGGUAGAGACACUUACAAAGACCAAGAUCCAUUGUGAGACUGAUGAGAAAGACUUAUAUCUGUACUACUUCCUGAUGCAGUAUGCAGGCCGCACCUUAGUGUUUGCCAACAGUAUCUCCUGCAUCAAACGCCUCUCUGGGCUCCUCAAAGUCCUGGAUAUCAUGCCACUGACCCUACAUGCCUGCAUGCACCAGAAGCAGAGGCUCAGAAACCUGGAGCAGUUUGCCCAUCUGGAGGAUUGUGUUCUCCUGGCAACAGAUGUGGCAGCUCGGGGCCUGGAUAUUCCUAAAGUCCAGCAUGUCAUCCAUUACCAGGUAGGGACAUCAGGGAAUUUGUAGGCAUCUCCCAACAUUGAGUGGGGAAUUUUUAAAGCAAGGGUUGAGGGAGGAGGAAUUGUUGGUCCCAAGGCCUCACGCAACAGAGAAUACCACGAGCAUCUAGUGACCAACUGGCUGCUGCCACUUUUGGAACACUGUGGUGAGAGUUAUUCUCCAAAACCUCUUGACACUGUCUGAUGUCAAAUAUCUGAUAGCCCCUUUCUUUUUGAGUUGGGCAGGCUACUUAGUAUUGGCAGGUUAGAGUCUUAGUUUCUUCCAUGAAAUGGGCAUCAUAAGUUUAGCAUGUAAAAUGAUUACCCUGCUUGUAGAGAAAUAAAAGAGUGUGGUAAUUAAGUCCUGCCUGGGCUUAAAUCCCAGCUGUGUACCCUUGAGCAAGUUAUUUAGUGUCUUUGUGCCUCAAUUUUUUCAUUUGUUAAAUGGCAGUUAUUACAGUAUCGACUUCUUAAGUUCUUAUUAAGGUGAAAUAAGUUAUUACGUGUGAGGAGUUUAGAAAGCCAGGUGGCACUUCCUAAAUGUUAGCUGCUGUUGAUCCUGACAUUAAUAUCAGCACAUGUACCUGGUAAAGAUUAGCAUAGAGUGGUGGUUAGGCCUAUGG
Messenger RNA from Balaenoptera acutorostrata (minke whale), 2649 nucleotides. Its product is annotated as ATP-dependent RNA helicase DDX24-like. Gene Ontology annotation, cellular component: nucleolus. Bases 3 to 2054 code for a protein of 683 amino acids. The transcript has 5 exons. Gene Ontology annotation, molecular function: RNA helicase activity; nucleic acid binding; ATP binding. The record is from RefSeq and is a predicted model, not a curated record. Lineage: Eukaryota; Metazoa; Chordata; Mammalia; Artiodactyla; Balaenopteridae.